This is a messenger RNA of Sarcophilus harrisii (Tasmanian devil), 2406 nucleotides long. It is a transcript of the gene ZBTB2, whose product is annotated as zinc finger and BTB domain containing 2. Gene Ontology annotation, cellular component: nucleus. The record is from RefSeq and is a predicted model, not a curated record. NCBI's taxonomy places the organism in Eukaryota, Metazoa, Chordata, Mammalia, Dasyuromorphia, Dasyuridae. The coding region runs from base 93 to 1637 and encodes 514 amino acids. Gene Ontology annotation, molecular function: RNA polymerase II cis-regulatory region sequence-specific DNA binding; DNA-binding transcription factor activity, RNA polymerase II-specific; protein binding. Gene Ontology annotation, biological process: regulation of transcription by RNA polymerase II. The transcript has 3 exons.
UGGCGGCAGCGGGAGAGCGGCUGGGGCUGCACAGCGGCGCCCCCCUGCACUCCUCCUCCCAGCAGCGGCGGCGGCAACACCAGAUUUAAAAAAUGGAUUUGGCCAACCAUGGACUUAUUCUGCUGCAACAAUUAAACGCUCAGCGGGAGUUUGGUUUCCUGUGUGACUGCACGGUUGCUAUUGGUGAUGUUUACUUCAAGGCACACAAAUCAGUCCUUGCUUCAUUCUCCAAUUACUUUAAGAUGUUGUUUGUCCAUCAGACCAGUGAGUGUGUUCGUUUGAAACCAACUGACAUACAGCCUGAUAUUUUCAGCUAUCUUUUGCAUUUGAUGUAUACUGGGAAGAUGGCACCUCAACUUAUUGAUCCAGUUCGACUAGAACAGGGGAUAAAGUUUCUUCAUGCCUACCCACUAAUUCAAGAGGCCAGCCUUGCAAGCCAAGGAGCCUUUUCACAUCCGGACCAAGUUUUUCCAUUAGCUUCUUCAUUAUAUGGGAUCCAAAUUGCAGAUCAUCAAGUAAGGCAAGCCAACAAAAUUACCUCAGCAACUGACAAACUUGGGCGGGAACCAAGACCACAGGCUUCCAGAAUGAGCCAAGAACAGAUAUCCGAGGGAUCACAACUUUCUCAGUUAAAUUCAAAUCUGACACAAGUCAGUCGGACAAAUAUGACCCCCUCUGACCCACUACAGUCUUCACUGUCUCCAGAACUUGUUUCCACACCUGUUCCUCCUCCUCCCCCAGGGGAGGAAACAAACAUGGAAGCAUCUUCUUCAGAUGAGCAACCUGCAUCCCUUACAAUAGCCCAUGUCAAACCAAGCAUCAUGAAAAGGAAUGGAAGCUUUCCAAAAUACUAUGCCUGCCAUCUAUGUGGGCGUCGGUUUACUCUUCGCAAUAGCUUACGUGAGCACCUCCAAAUUCAUACAGGGGUACCAUUUACAUCAAAUCAGCCUGGAGAAAGUAAUGUUUCCCUCUCUCUGUGUAGCAAUGCAGUUGAACUAGGAAAAGAUGCCAUGGAAGUGCCAGAAGCAGGCAUGAUAAGUGACAGUGAGCUUCAGCAUAUUUCUGAUUCUCCAAUCAUUGACGGGCAACAGCAAUCAGAAACUCCACCACCCUCAGACAUUGCAGACAUUGACAACUUAGAGCAAGCAGACCAAGAAAGGGAAGUAAAAAGACGGAAAUAUGAAUGCACAAUAUGUGGGCGUAAAUUUAUUCAGAAAAGUCACUGGAGAGAGCAUAUGUACAUACAUACUGGCAAGCCUUUCAAAUGCAGCACUUGUGACAAAAGCUUCUGCAGAGCCAAUCAGGCCGCCAGGCAUGUGUGCCUGAACCAGAGCAUAGACACUUACACAAUGGUGGACAAACAAACUCUGGAACUCUGUACCUUUGAAGAAGGUAGUCAGAUGGACAACAUGUUAGUACAUGCCAACAAGCCCUACAAAUGCAAUUUGUGUGACAAAACUUUUUCAACACCUAAUGAGGUGGUUAAGCAUUCAUGCCAAAAUCAAAACUCUGAUGUUUUUGCCCUUGAUGAAGGGAGAUCUAUCCUCUUGGGUAGUGGGGACUCCGAAGUUACAGAGCCUGAUCACUCAGUGUUAGCUUCCAUCAAAAAAGAGCAAGAAACAGUGUUAUUAGACUGAAUGUGUUACUUCACGUUUUUCAUUUUUUUUUACAAAGACUAUCCUUUCCCUUCCCAAACCAAAACUACAAAUAAAGUUCACCAAGGCAUGAUAGAAACAGUUCCUCUCCCCUUUCUCCUUUUCCUCACAUUCACUUUCUCAAUCCUCGCUCCCUCUGAAAAAAAGGCUUUGUGCAUUAGAACCUGGAAUACGUCGAUUUUAAUACAAAGAAAAAUUGGACAGAUAAUGGUUAGUAGUGUUUACAAAUUCAAGAAAUAGAUUUUGAGAAAUGUUAGAUUAUUUUAAAAGAAUACUUGGAUCUAAUGAAGGGUACAUAAAAAUUCAAUUUGGUAAGUUAAAAUUAUACAAUUAUGACUUUCUCCGAGUAGUAAGGCUUCCUUUUUGAAAAUAGCAGUUGCAAACAUACCAAGACAGCUGUGUACUAUUUAAAAUCUAAGUGGUGUGGGAAAACUUCAGACCCAAGACAUUUUUUAUAGUACUUAAUUUUCCUCAAGGUGUCUUAUUUCAGGUUGCAUCAGUGAGAUUAUGUCCAUUCAAGAAAAUCAUUAUUUACAGCAUCUCCUUCAACAACAACAAAAUUGAAAGAGAAAAUAAUAAUGUGAUGGCAAUCUUUUUUAAAAUAUUGGAUAAAAUGUGGAAAGUUCGUGAGUAUGUGUGUUUCUGAGAGAGAUUUGUAUGUAUGUUUAAUAUAAACAGGUAAAUAAAUGCACACGCCUUAUCAAAUUGUAUCUAACUCUUUCCAAAUUGAGCCAAAAAAAAAAAAAAAAAA